AUGGCAGCCAAACUGGCGUCGAUUGGGCACUGCAGUGGGGCGUCCCGUGAUUCCUCUAUCAAGACUGCCAGCCAAUCAGCUCCCGCCGACUCAUCAUUCUCUCGAUAUCUCGUGCAGUCAACUGACAACGGUGAGUCCUUCAUCGGCGCCUAUUCCUCUGCAGGUACUCUUGUGCCCUGCUCUUCUGACCGAUGCGCUCCAGCCCUGUACCACCCUGCCGCGCUUGCUGAGUUGGCAAGCGCCCAGCUUCAAAAGUCCUGCAGUCCCAAUGCAGCCCACCCAUCCACAUGGAAAUCCGGUGCUGUGUCGCUUUUUCGCCUCCAAAAAGGGUACGCUGGCGUAGUCACCAUUUGGUUUUUUGGUUGUCGAAGCGGUGAUGCUUGUGCCUACCUACAUGUAGCCCCCGGUUCAGCCGCCCCAGCUCCGGUGCAAGCUGAUGUCUCAGGGUCAGUCAAUUCUGAAGCAACAGUGCCCACCAAGAAGGACAAUAGGCCGGAGAAUGGCUCCCGAACAACAGUACCCAAACCAGUCUCCAAGGCACAGAAAGAAUCGCCCAGGAAUUUCCAAAUCGGGCAACUCAGACGCCGAUUCCACCCCAAGGAGGAGCAAGAUGCCGCUGGGAACACCACUUUUGCAUUCGGCAUGGCCCCUACUGAUCCAGAUUUCCCCUUUGACAUGACAGAGCUCCUCUGCUCGUUACAAGUUCCACAUGACUGGCCAUCGGGGGCCGCGAGGGUCAAACUUAGGGCUACCAACGCGGACAUGCCCAAGGGGUUCCAACUCAAUGUCGAAAGGGGCUUCGACGGGUUGGUUGAUGCUGCCAUCAAAGAUCGGCGGCCGCUUACACUACUUGGCUUGAUGAAUAGCCUCGAUAGAAACCUAGAGCGCUUUCUGACUGCUGAAAAGGCACCCACGAUCAAGUUAGUUGCCAAUGCCCGUAGCCCGCAGCCGGAUGUACCUCCUAUUUCAGUGCCGCAGAAACAAGGGAAUGUACAACCACAGUACACAACUCGCAUUGUUCCCGUGUCACCGCGGGUGCUGUACUCAGCUGAAGACCGGGCGGAAGCUAAGAAGACCAGAGACUCUGAGACGAGACAGCUAGAAGCUCGUCUGAACCGUUUACCUCUGUACAAAAAGCUCGGAGAUGGAUUUUCCUACAUUGUGCCUGUCACCCCCGCAAAGCCCGAGCGCCUUGCUGCCAGUCUACGAGCGGUGAAGACGGUGAAAUUAUCAGUACCUUCAUUAUACCCCCUCGAAAAGAGUUCCAUCGAGCUCCAAGCCGUGGAUGCCAAUGACGCCCGCGCAGUUGAGGCUGGCUUUCAAACCACGGAGAAUAUUCAUCAGACACCAUCUUCUCAAGUCGUGGCAGAAGUUGAUAUUGAAGCAACGAAAAAUCAAAUAGACAGCAGCAUCGACAUUGACCGCCCCCAUAUUAAAGUCAUCCCGCGGCCUCCUGAAUGGUCGAUGCCGACAACAGGACAGGACGCUGAUAGUGAUACCACACCUGACCACAGCAGCGAUUCCUAUGAAGAAGACGAAGACGAAGACGGAGAGCACGAUGGCGGUGCGCUAAUCCCUGAAACGACUACUUUGUCAUCGUCAGCGAAUACGAAUGCGCCCGCACGCGGGACUGCUCUCAAUCUACCCGGUCUAGAACUCUACGGAAUUGAGCUACUUGAGGUCAAAUCGCUGUCAAUUACAGUCAAGUGUAAUCGAUGUAAAGAGCACACUGAUAUCAAAAACAUCAAGGCGACGGAUGACCCCAGUCAGCCAUUUCCAGUGAAGGUUGAUUCGUGCAGGAAGUGCGCCAAUUCUUUCAAUAUUGGUAUUUCACUGUUUCCCUCCCAAUCAUAUACUAUUUACUUUCCAACCGACGUGCUCGGAAUGCUCAGCCCCGUUUCCAGCUCCCGGUGUUGUCACUAUUUCAAGAUCUCCGAGGUCAAGUUUAUGGUCGUCGGGCUAUCUGCACUGUCACACCACCGACUUGCUGCGCCACGGAAAAAGAUCCGAGAGAACCUGGGCAUUACCAGCGGCCAAGAACUACCUCGUCGAGGUCGAUGUGGGCAUUAUGGGAAGAGUUAUCGGUGGUUCAGAUUCAGCUGCUGCGCCAAAGUCUUUCCGUGCGACAAAUGCCACGACGCAGCCACAGAUCAUCCAAACGAGCACGCGAACCGAAUGAUAUGUGGCUUCUGCUCCCGCGAACAACACUACCGCCCCGAGACAUGCGGAAUAUGUAAAAAUGUCCUCGUCGGUAAAGCCGGUAGUGGAUUCUGGGAAGGCGGGAAAGGGACGAGAGACAAAGUGAAGAUGAGCAGGAAGGAUCCGAGGAAGUAUAAACGGGCGUGA
Talaromyces atroroseus is the source of this 2346-nucleotide messenger RNA. RefSeq lists its product as hypothetical. Gene Ontology annotation, molecular function: zinc ion binding. The transcript has 13 exons. NCBI's taxonomy places the organism in Eukaryota, Fungi, Ascomycota, Eurotiomycetes, Eurotiales, Trichocomaceae. The coding region runs from base 1 to 2346 and encodes 781 amino acids. The record is from RefSeq and is a predicted model, not a curated record.